Messenger RNA from Colletotrichum phormii, 940 nucleotides. RefSeq lists its product as uncharacterized. The transcript has a single exon. Lineage: Eukaryota; Fungi; Ascomycota; Sordariomycetes; Glomerellales; Glomerellaceae. The record is from RefSeq and is a predicted model, not a curated record. Bases 300 to 824 code for a protein of 174 amino acids.
GCUACCACCCAAACUCGUGCCCCUGCGCCUCGGGUAGAAGCAUACGACCAUCCCACAACCACGCCGGAUAUGAGGUGGUAAAAGAAAUAUUUAAGAGUGGUGAAGCCUGAAGGGGGGAGAUCCAGUCCUUCCAGUCCCUCCCGAUCCCACCGGCGAGACUUGGCAGGCCAAAGGCCGUGCGCAAAAUCGUCAAUCGACAAGCAAAACCCGCACCGUUGCCGCGAAUAACGCACCCAGAGACAUUGCAGAGAUGCGAGUGAGAAUGCGAGCGGCCAAGCAAAGAAGAGAGACACUUGCAGAUGGUAAAAUGCAAAGUGCCACGGGAGAAACUGGGAAGGACCAAUGUCUCGGCUACCUGCAGCUAUUGUAUCCUUCUUGCGCCGCCCCCCCCCCCCUCUCUCUCUCUCUCUCCGGUCAUCGCCUUCAAUAUCAACCGCCGUUGCCCGCCCCCCCGUCCAAAGUCUGUGUGGUGUUUAGAACAUCCUUUUCUUCCUCGGGUUGAUCAUCAUAUCUUUUCUCACUCCAGUCCGUCCGUCCGUUCCCGUCGGCGGGAGGCCCCCCUUUUUUCCCUUCUCCACAAUCUCACCGGUUUACCGGGAUUUCACCCACACCUGGUCGUACUGGUCCUACUAACAAGAUCCGUCCCGUGUUUUGUUUUCAUUUCCAACCUCCCCUCCCCUUACCCCUUGCCCAUCCCGCCGCAUCCAUGUGCGAUGGGAGGCAAAAUUGUGUUUAGUGAGCAUCGCUCGUCGGUGGUGUUGGAGAGUGGACACACCCAGAUUCGAGCAACAGUCAACUGGCCCGGGAAACAUGCUUCGGCUUGACACCACUCAUCUAGACCACAGUACCAUCAUACUUAAGCCUCACACUACAUCGAGAUGGGGCGACGGAGGAGGGAGUCAGGUAGAGAAAAAAAAAGAAGAGGAACGAGAAAGGAGAA